AUGAAAAGGAUUGAUCACAGGCGUUAUCACUGGCUCCUGUUAUGCACUUUCCCUUGUCUCUCCAAGAUAAACGCGGUCUACCUUCCCCUUGACAACCAGGCAGUCGUAGCAGUUCUGUCUUCUGAGAGCUCUAACGCCGAAGUCGGCCUGUGGGACGUGUACCAGCCGGCGUGGCAUCUUCCUCAGCGAGCGUCCCUCGUGGGUCGCUGGCCCUCCCGCCGCAGCUCAGCAAUCGCCAGCUUGGCGCCAGGCCCCUUCAGGGAGCCCUGGGCGAGGAGAACCAACCUCACGGGCCUCGUGGUCAGAUGCUACACCAUGGAGUCGCCUCCGACCACAUAUCUCUGGGACAAUACCGAUGGGAGCGUCAACAUCACAGGAAUCUACGGUGAACUCUGGGACGCUUUAAAAGAGACACUCAGCUUCACCGGCCGGUGCGAGCGGUCUCCCGACGGGACGUGGGGCACCUUCCGCGACGGCGCUUGGACGGGGAUGCUCGGGCAGCUGCUCAAGGGAGAGGGCGACGUGGCCUUGGCGCCCUUGGACAGGACGUAUCCGAGGUCGCAGGUCGUCUCCUUUGUGUUUGACCUCUCGCGAGAAUGGUAUGUCCUUGUUAUCCGACGACCUGUGGGAUCGAGUAGCAUGUGGGACAACUACCUCAGGGAAUUCACGCCCUCGGCAUGGGCAGCGGUGGGCGGAUUCCUGCUCGUGACGUCACUGUGUCUGGUGGGCGUGACGAGAUUCUCUCCGGAUGAAACGCCCAUUUCAUUGAGCGACGCCGUCUUGGUUGUGCUUGCGUCUGUUUGCUAUACUGGAACCAGCUUCGCCUUCUUCAGCAAAUCCAACCGAAUCCUGAUCCUCACCAUUUUCCUCACGAGCGUCCUGGUCUACAACUUCUACACGACUUUCCUCAUCUCGACUCUCACGGUGAACAAGCUUACUUUGCCUUUCGAGAACCUGCAAGAGCUCUACGAGAGGAGAACUUACUCGUUUGGCUUCAGCGGCGGGGGAGCUCUCGAUAACUUCUUUAAGCUGUCGUCUCAGCCUCUUUACCGCUCCAUAUGGGACGAGCUGAUCCUCCCGCGGCCGGAGAACCUGAAGCCCUCUUGGCUAGGACUGCAGCAGGUACUGGAGGAGCGCCACGCCUACCUGAUCAACGAACUCUUCUUCCGCAGCAAGUACUUUCACUGCGGCUUCGUCAUCUUGCCCGGCCAGUACUUCCGCGUCCCCAAGUCAUGGGCGAUGCGGAGGAACUCGCCUCUGUUUCCUGUUCUCAAUUACCACCUUAAAGCCUUGGCGGAAUCCGGCAUCCUCGUUAAACUCCGCAGAAAAUGGCUUCCCGACCUGGACGACUGUAAGACGACGGACGCCCAAGCCCUGGGACUAGCCAGCGUCAUGGCACCAUUUCUACUUUUGGGGGUGACGAUGGUGCUUGCCAUUGUUAUCGUGCUUAUCGAGCGUCGUACUUACAAGCGACGCCUGAGGAUGUAAACAGCGAUUGAGACGAAGAUAAGAGGCCUGAGUCCUUGGAAGAUGUCCUGGAGCUGUGGAACAACGUCAUUCUUUCUGGAUAUGGGAGAAGUUUUCAUUAUUUCAGAUCAAGAUACUGUAUUGUAUUAACGGUAUAAUAUGGUGUAUAGAUUGAUAGAUAGAUAGAUAGAUAGAUAGAUAGAGAGAGAGAGAGAGAGAGAGAGAGAGAGAGAGAGAGAGAGAGAGAGAGAGAGAGAGAGAGAGGGAGACAAACAGACAGACAGACAGACAGAGAGAGGAAGAGAGAGAGAGAGAGAAAGAGAGAGAGAAAGAGAGAGAGAGAGAGAGAGAGAGAGAGAGAGAGAGAGAGAGAGAGAGAGAGAGAGAGAGAGAGAGAGAAAUAGAGAGAAAGAGAUGGACAGAGAGAACUCCCGUUGAAUUGUGCAUAUGUCUGUUGUGAAAAUUAAGUUAUAUAGAUUAGUUGAUACAUUACUUUGUGCAUGAAGUCGCCAAUCUUUGUUUUAU
Messenger RNA from Penaeus indicus, 1992 nucleotides. Its product is annotated as glutamate receptor U1-like. The record is from RefSeq and is a predicted model, not a curated record. Gene Ontology annotation, cellular component: membrane. Gene Ontology annotation, molecular function: ligand-gated monoatomic ion channel activity. Lineage: Eukaryota; Metazoa; Arthropoda; Malacostraca; Decapoda; Penaeidae. The coding region runs from base 1 to 1488 and encodes 495 amino acids. The transcript is spliced from 8 exons.